UUAGUUUGGUUUUAACAACCGGUGAGAGAAUCUAUUCACCCAUCAAAGUAGGAAAAACUGCUUUUGUAUUUAUGCAAUAGUUGCAAAUUACAAUGUCUACAUUUCAAUUUUUUGUUAACGGAGACUGGAUCGAGUUUGAUGACUUUGACGUGGACUGGAGUUUAGCUCAUGCCUUGCGAGACCGGCUUGGACUGACUGGUACCAAAAUCGCUUGUGGGGUGGGUGGGUGCGGAUCGUGCACAGUUUUGGUGUCAAGAUUCAAUAAACAUUCUCAGUCAUUUCGACAUUUUCCUGUCAACGCAUGCAUAACUCCAAUUUAUUCUGUGUACGGGUGUCACAUUUUGACCGUCGAAGGUCUGGGAUCUUCCGAUAAGAAAUUGGUAGAACCUAUCCAGGAUGCAAUGGUUCGAGGAAAUUCUACACAAUGCGGUUUUUGCAGUCCUGGGAUUGUGAUGUCAGUAUUUGCAUUUCAAAAUCAAUUGCGCGGAGAUGCGACUAUGUCGGACAUAAAAACCGCUUUGCAAGGGAACCUGUGUCGAUGUACCGGUUAUCGACCGAUUUUGGACGCAAUUCAGCAGUGUUCAAAGCAAUGUUCAGAGUGUCCAGAACCUUGUUCAGAAAACACUAACGAUAUUGAAGACCAAGUGGGGAACAAUCUAAUUCGAUGUCAAAGAGCUUCACAACAAGACCCACAAUUUGAAGAAGUUCGGAAAGUUGACACUUCUAGUAAAAAAGUGUUCAACAUAGAAAAACUUAUUGUCGAAUUUGUCAGUACUCAAACGCAAAAGAAAAGUCUACAGUUUGAAACCCCAUUUGGAAAUUGGUUUGUUCCUCGUAAUUUGAAAAAGCUGAAAUCGCUCUUGCCUGAAUACCCUAAAGCAAAACUUGUUGGCGGUUGUACUUCCAAGCCAAUUCAACUAAUUCCUAAAGGUUUCGAUACCUACGACACGAUCGAUCUAUGUGAAAUUGAAGAGCUUAAAAUCGUCAAGUUAGAAGAUAGUUGCUUAAACCUUGGAGCUGCUUUGACGAUUAGUGAAGCGGAGUUUGAAGUUGACAAUAUUAUAAAAAUAUUACCAGAUGAACAAGCAUCAAUUUUAAAAUGCCUUAAAAACUGCUUCCACUCUUUUGGUUCUGCGCAAAUUCGGAACGUUGCGACAAUUGGAGGAAGUUUGUCAAACCCAUCUAAUUAUUCUGACCUACAAACAUUUUGCAACGGAUUUGGGGUAGUGGUAUCGUACUUGAAGCUUUCCGAUGACGAUGAUGUCAAUAAUCAACGCAUAAUAUCACACAUUGGCAUUCCCCUGACGUAUCAGAAGGAGAAGGUUUGGUUUGAAAAAAUUAGCAGAAGGACAGACUGUGCCCCUGCUAUUUUAAAUGUGGCAAUCAAGCACGUACCGGACUCUGAGACAACUCUAACUUUCGGAGGAUUAGCCAUCCAGCGCUUCAAGACUUGUUUGGAGGGGCUUGAAUCAUCAGAAAACUUUUCAACACUGGAAGAACAGAUACAACUCAAUUUUGUACGUGAUUCUUUACACGACUUGAAGUACAUUCAAGUAUUGGCGAAAAAUAUACUGCUGAAAUUCAAAGAAUGGGUCGACAAUGGAUGUUCAGACAACAAUGUGCAAGAAUCCAAUUUUAAAUCAACCCAACUAUUUCAACAUGUCGAGGUGGUUGGUACAAGUAACGACCUCGUCCAUAGAUCCGUCCCACAUGCUUCUGCCUACAAGCACGUUACUGGAGAAGCAAAAUUUUGCGACGAUGUUACCAAAUUUCACAACGAGUUGGAGAUGGGACUUGUGUUAAGUACGAAAGCUCAUGCAAAAAUCGUGAACAUCGACUACACGAAAGCACUGGAGUUGGACGGUGUGGUUGGUUACGUGUGCAGUCAAGAUUUAUCUUCUGACUGCAACAAGUUCGGACUUAUAGAAAGAGACGAAGAAAUAUUUUCCUCAGAAAAGGUGACAGCAAGAGGACAAAUAAUUUGUGGUAUUUUAGCAAAUGAUAGAUCUACAGCCAAAAGAGCCGUAGAAUUGGUGACCGUUGAGUAUGAAGAAAUUAGUCCAGUAAUUUUAACAAAUGAGGACGCUAUUAAUCAUAACUCUUACUAUGAAAAUCAUGGAUCCAUCAUGAAAGAUGGUGAUUGCAAACCAAUUUUUGAAACCAGCCCCAAUGUGGUUUCAAGCGAAGUUAAGAUUGGGUCACAAGAGCAUUUUUACAUGGAAGCACAAAGUUGCAUUGCUAUUCCAAAGGGGGAAGAUGGAGAAAUGGAAUUAAUUUCAUCCACUCAAAAUCCCACUGGCGUACAAAUGCAAGUUGCACAAUGCUUAAAUGUGCCUGCAAAUAGAAUUACAGUGAAAGUCAAACGAAUUGGAGGUGGGUUUGGGGGGAAAGAAGUUCGAUGCCUGCUCGUCGCCUUGCCAUGUGCGGUUGCAGCCAAAAAAUUUGGGAAGCCUGUGCGCUGCAUAUUGGACAGGGAGACUGACAUGCGAGUCAGUGGGAAGCGUCACUUUUAUCUUUCGAAGCAGAAAAUCGCUUUCUCCGAUGAAGGAAAGUUGCAAGCUCUGGAAAUAUCCGUCUAUGCCAAUGCUGGGAAUUCAUUAGAUGUUUCAAUGGCUCCAAUUGAGCGAGUAAUGUUGAACUUGGACAACGCUUACAAAAUUCAUAACUUUGACUACAAGGGAUAUGUUUGUAAAACAAAUAUCCCAUCAAAUUCUGUUAUGAGAGGCACAGGUGCACCUCAAGCAGCGUUUUUAGCGGAAAAUAUCAUGGACACUAUAGCCGCAACUUUGGGGAAAGAUCCAGUUGAGGUAAAACAAAGUCAGUUGUACAACGAAGGUGAUUACACUCAUUAUGGUCAAAAAUUGGACAAUUGCAAUGUGCGAAAGUGCUGGGAGCAGUGCCUCCAACAGUCCAACUAUUUUGAGACACGGGCGAAGAUUAACGAGUUCAAUAGCCAAAAUAAAUACCUGAAACGAGGCAUUUCAAUGAACCCAUGUCAUUAUGGAGUAGGAUACACCGCACUGCACUUGAAUCAAGGAAGUGCUCUUGUGCAUAUUUACACGGAUGGUUCCGUGCUAAUAACUCACGGUGGGGUCGAGCUAGGUCAAGGCGUUCAUAGUAAAAUGACUCAAAUUGCUACAAGAGAGCUGGGAAUAGCAGCCUCAAAGAUUCGAAUAACUGAAACCUCCACGGAUAAAGUUCCGAAUACGACGCCCAGUAGCGCCUCUGUUACUUCUGACGUCAACGGGAUGGCUGUCAUGAAUGCAUGUCGAGAACUGGUCGCCAGACUUCAGCCGUACUGGAUCGAGAAUCCUGACAACUCUUGGGAAGAAAUGGUGAACAAGGCGUACAUGGACAGGGUGAGCCUCACUGCGACAGGGUUUCACAAAGAUGCUGACAUGGGGUGGGAUGGGAAAAGAGGAUCCCCUUGGAAUUAUUUUUCGACAGGAACUGCCUGUACUGUUGUUGAACUAAACUGUUUGACUGGAAAGUUUCAAAUUCUGAAAACCAACAUUGUUAUGGACGUAGGACAAAGCUUAAAUCCCGGUAUCGACAUUGGUCAAAUAGAAGGUGCGUUUGUUCAAGGAAUAGGACUGUUCAUGUUGGAGGAAGUGAUAAUUAAUGAAAAUGGCGAGCUGAUUUCGGCGGAUCCGUCAACAUAUCACAUUCCGACGUCUUCAGACGUUCCUCAAGAGUUUAACGUUACAUUGUUAACUGGUUCCGCAAAUCCAAAAGCAGUUUAUUCUAGUAAAACGGUUGGUGAACCACCAAUACUGCUAGCAACCUCUGUAUUCUUUGCAGUGAAAGAUGCCAUCAGAUCAUAUCGCAAGUCAAUUGGUGCAGAAUUGGUGUUUGAUAUGGAUUCACCUGCCACUAUUCAAAAAAUACUAAUGGCAUGCCAAAAAACGAAUAGUUCAUCAGAUGUGGACACAUCACAUAAGGUCACAACCGGUACUAACUACUAGUCCAGCAAAUAAACUGAUUAUCUAUUGAUUCUAUAAUAUCAUACAAA
Messenger RNA from Folsomia candida, 4012 nucleotides. RefSeq names its product xanthine dehydrogenase. Gene Ontology annotation, molecular function: iron ion binding; oxidoreductase activity; FAD binding. The record is from RefSeq and is a predicted model, not a curated record. Bases 93 to 3965 code for a protein of 1290 amino acids. NCBI's taxonomy places the organism in Eukaryota, Metazoa, Arthropoda, Collembola, Entomobryomorpha, Isotomidae. The transcript is spliced from 27 exons.